GGCCGGGGCAUCAGAUAGCGCCGUCAAAGCGGAGGUGGCACUCGCGGGAACCCUGCAGGCUGAGACCCGGGAGCCAACCCUAAGGCAAGGAUCUGGGUACCGGUAAUUUAUUUGAAAAGUGAUUUCAGAAAAUACCACUAAGGAAGAAGAAACUCAAAAGGGAACUGAAAACAGGUGGCCUGCCAGUGCUGACCCAUGCCUGGUGUCUCCAGGAUGCUGCCCAUCACAGACUACUUGCUGCACCUGCUGGGGCUGGAAAAGACUGCGUUCCGUGUGUACAUGUUGUCUGCGCUGCUGCUCUCUCUGCUCUUCUUCUUCUUCCGCCUGCUGGGGCAGGUGUUCAAGCUCUGCUGGGACUUCCGAGUCACUUGCCGCCGGCUGCGCUGCUUCCCAGAGCCUCCAGGCCGCCACUGGCUGCUGGGCCACGUGAGCAUGUAUCUUCCCAAUGAGAAGGGCCUCCAGAAUGAGAAGAAAGUGCUGGAUGCCAUGCACCACAUCAUCCUGGCCUGGGUCGGACCUUUCCUCCCUCUCUUAGUGCUGGUGCAUCCUGAUUACAUCAAGCCUGUGUUGGGCGCCUCAGCUGCGAUUGCACCCAAGGAUGAGUUUUUCUAUAGCUUCUUGAAGCCUUGGUUAGGGGAUGGGCUUUUGCUCAGCAAAGGGAACAAGUGGAGCCGGCAUCGCCGCCUGCUAACUCCCGCCUUCCACUUUGACAUCCUGAAACCCUAUAUGAAGAUCUUCAACCAGUGUGCUGACAUCAUGCACGUCAAAUGGCGGCGGCACCUGGGAGAGGGCUCAGUGGCCUCCUUUGACAUGUUUGAGCACGUCAGUCUCAUGACCCUGGACAGCCUUCAGAAAUGUGUCUUCAGUUACAAUAGCAACUGCCAGGAGAGGAUGAGCGAUUACAUCUCCGCCAUCAUUGAGCUGAGCGCUCUGGUGGUACGGCGCCAAUAUCGCCUGCAUCACUACCUGGAUUUCAUCUAUUACUACCUCACGGCCGACGGGCGGCACUUCCGCCGGGCCUGCGACACCGUGCACAGCUUCACCACCGAGGUCAUCCAGGAGCGGAGGCGGGCACUGCGGCAGCAGGGCGCCGAGGCCUGGCUCAAGGCCAAACAGGGCAAGACCUUGGAUUUCAUAGACGUGCUGCUGCUGGCCAAGGAUGAAAAGGGAAAGGAACUGUCUGAUGAAGACAUCCGGGCUGAGGCAGACACCUUCAUGUUUGAGGGUCAUGACACAACGUCCAGUGGUCUGUCAUGGGCGCUAUUCAACCUGGCAAAGUAUCCAGAGUACCAGGAGAAGUGCCGGGAAGAGAUCCAGGAGGUCAUGAAAGGCCGGGAGCUGGAGGAGCUGGAGUGGGAUGACCUGACUCAGCUGCCCUUCACCACUAUGUGUAUCAAGGAGAGCCUUCGUCAGUUCCCGCCUGUGACGCUCAUCUCUCGACGUUGCACUGAAGAUAUCAAGCUGCCAGAUGGGCGCAUCAUUCCAAAAGGAAUCAUCUGCUUGCUCAGUAUCUAUGGGACUCACCACAACCCCACAGUGUGGCCUGACUCCAAGGUGUACAACCCUUACCGCUUCGACCCGGACAGGCCGCAGCAGCGCUCCCCGCUGGCCUACGUGCCUUUCUCAGCAGGUCCCAGGAACUGCAUCGGGCAGAGUUUCGCCAUGGCGGAGAUGCGAGUGGUAGUGGCACUGACGCUGCUGCGCUUCCGCCUGAGCGUGGACCGAACGCGCAAGGUGAGGCGGAAGCCAGAGCUCAUCCUGCGCACGGAGAACGGCAUCUGGCUCAACGUGGAGCCACUGCCCCCCCGCGGGCCUGAGCGUGCCGGAAGCUGCUUGUCCCAGGCUCCAGGCCCCGCCCACGCAGAACAAGCCCUGCCCACUCCGGAUUAGACCACGCCUCCAACGGUCUGGCCCCGCCCCGUGAUCCUGUGGGUGUAAACCAGUUCGAAAGUCCUGGAGGACAAGGUUCUGAGGAGCAACCCGUUGGUGCUGGCCACGCCCCUCAAGAUAGAGCCCUUCCCCCUUGGGAUCUGCUCCCGCCCCUUGAGUUCAAGAUACCCCUUCUGAGUUACCCUCACCUGCCCUUCUGCCCCAGGAUCCCACGGAUUGGCAUCCUCAGGCCCUGGUUCCUACCAAUUCAUGUUUCCAGGCAUGGCCCACAGAACCUUCUCUGGACCUAAGACCCACCGCUCGGAUUGGAACCCACCUUCCCUCCGGCCACGCUCAGAGUGGCUUCUAAACUGAGGUUGGGGCCUGAACCCCGACGUCACUUUCCUGAGGACCCCCUCCUCCCCAGCUACAUGGAAGGACUGUUCAAGCAGCACCCCAAGACUUUGGCUUUUUGCUUUUGUUGUUUUAUCCCAGAUCCUCGCAAGCGCCUUCCUCCUUGGUCAAAGUUCCUUUGCUGAGUGUUCUGAUUUUUGAGAAUAAACGCAAGGGGACACAGACACCUACC
Messenger RNA from Nannospalax galili (Upper Galilee mountains blind mole rat), 2455 nucleotides. Its product is annotated as cytochrome P450 4F22. The coding region runs from base 196 to 1890 and encodes 564 amino acids. Gene Ontology annotation, cellular component: endoplasmic reticulum membrane. Gene Ontology annotation, biological process: ceramide biosynthetic process. NCBI's taxonomy places the organism in Eukaryota, Metazoa, Chordata, Mammalia, Rodentia, Spalacidae. The transcript is spliced from 14 exons. The record is from RefSeq and is a predicted model, not a curated record. Gene Ontology annotation, molecular function: iron ion binding; oxidoreductase activity, acting on paired donors, with incorporation or reduction of molecular oxygen; heme binding.